AUGACUCAGUAUAUCAAAGGAUUAGAUAGGGCAGGCAUCCCACAGCCUAGCGUCAUUCCUGCUACAAUGCCCACAAUGAUGCCACCCUCCACGAACGUGGCUUCUUCGAGUUCGCAAGAGCCUCUAAAGCAAGUCCCUAUGAUACAUGGAACUGUGGAACCAACCAUGGAACAAGAGCACAAAACCAAAUACCAGAGGCGAAUGGAGGAAAGAGUGAAGCGAUAUAGAUCGCUGGGGCACACUGUCAACUUUGUCACUGUAGAAGAGAGAUGUUACCCCACUGCUUCAAUAACUUUUACAGAAGAAGAUCUGCGGGAGGUGCAUCUACCUUAUGACGACCCAUUGGUCAUCAAGCUGCAAAUGGAUUGUUGCCAAUUGGGGAGAGAUUUAGUUGAUGGUGGCAGCGGAGUCGACGUCCUCUUCUGGGAAGCCUUCCAGAAAAUGGGUCUUGAGGAAAGUCAGAUCAGGCCUUCUGUUGCACCAAUCUUGGGGUUCAAUAGCCAAAGAGUAUACCCAAAGGGAGCAAUCAAGUUAAACGUAGUCGCCAUAGAAUGCAAUUUAGAAGUAGACUUCCUGAUAAUAGACUCUAUCACAAGCGACAAUGCAAUCAUGGGACGAAAUUGGAUCCACAGAAUGCAAGGUGUUGUCUCCACUUUGCACCAAGUUAUGCGUUUCCAAUCACCCAAUGGGCACUAUACCAUCGACAUAAAAGGGUAUCAGAGGCAGGCAAAGAAGUGGUACCUGACCCUGAAGGAAAGAAACGAGAUGGAUACCUCCGCCUCUCACGACGAUCCCACCAAAUAG
Molecule: messenger RNA, 804 nt
Organism: Humulus lupulus (European hop)
Lineage: Eukaryota; Viridiplantae; Streptophyta; Magnoliopsida; Rosales; Cannabaceae
Exons: 1
Coding region: 1-804 (267 amino acids)
Source: RefSeq, a predicted model, not a curated record